AUGGAUAAAACAAUUCAAAAAUUAAAUUCUGAACAUAAAAACGAGAUGAAAGGAAUAAAGCAAGAUUUAAAUCUAAAGGAUGAGAAAAUUAAUUCUUUGGAAUUAGAAAUUAAAAAGGCAAAUGAUUUAACCGACAAAAAGAUUGAUGAUUUAUUUAAUUUCAAUAAUUUAAAUUCUGUGGUUAGUUUAGUAAAUAAUAUGGUAUUUGUUAAAAUUAAAAAUAAAUGGAAAGAAAUUGGUAGUGUCUGGAAAUGUUGUGAAAAUGAUUGUAUAAAUACAAAUAAACCUAUUGGUAAUUGUACUAAAGGAAAUGGAUUUGCUAAUAUAAUUAAUGAUGAAAAUAUUAAAUACUUUGUGGGGAAUGGAGGUUAUGAUAGAGAUGUUGUUGUUUAUGCAGAAAAUCCAUUCAAAAAACCACAAAAUUGUUUUAAUUAUUCUUUAUAUUAUUUUGAAGUUAAAUGUAAAUUUGAAAAAGAAUUAAAUGGUAGCAGUUUAUAUAUGACUAUUGGUCUUAGAAAUUGUAGUACAAGCAAUUAUAUUCGGUAUUCUGCAAGAGAUGGUGAAAUAUAUAACAGAGAAUCAUUACAACUUCCAACAUUUUCUUGGAAUAAUAAUGACAUUUUUGGUUGCGGAUUAGUUUAUCCUCCAAUUAAUAUGUUGAAUGAAUUUUCUUAUGUUUUCUUUACUCAGAACGGAAAACAAAUUGGUAAAGGUGUAUUAUUAAAGGACAAUUUCGAUUCAUACAAACCAUUUGUUUAUCUAAAAUGUUGUUCGGUUGAAGCUAAUUUUGGAAAUGAUUUGGAAGCUAAACCAUUUAAAUAUGACAUCUCAGAACAUUUAAUACUUAAGGAAUUUUUUUGA
This is a messenger RNA of Meloidogyne enterolobii, 861 nucleotides long. The record is from the annotation of a GenBank genome assembly. NCBI's taxonomy places the organism in Eukaryota, Metazoa, Nematoda, Chromadorea, Rhabditida, Meloidogynidae.